Molecule: messenger RNA, 813 nt
Organism: Hordeum vulgare subsp. vulgare (domesticated barley)
Lineage: Eukaryota; Viridiplantae; Streptophyta; Magnoliopsida; Poales; Poaceae
Product: non-specific lipid-transfer protein 4.1
Exons: 1
Coding region: 157-504 (115 amino acids)
Biological process (GO): lipid transport
Cellular component (GO): membrane
Molecular function (GO): lipid binding
Source: RefSeq, a predicted model, not a curated record
AUAUACUAUAGCAAAUUGUAUCACAUGUUGGCUAGCAGCCCUAUUUAAGCCCACGCAGGCCCUGCGAAACUCCUCACCGGUAAUCACUUAGCAAAUCUAGCCAUCUCAUCAUCUCCAGCUGAGCUCGGCUGCGCUACUAUUCCAAACUCAUUAGGGAUGGCUCGCGCUGCAGCUAGUCAGCUCGUGCUGGUCGCCCUGGUGGCCGCCAUGCUCCUCGUAGCCGCCGACGCGGCCAUCUCCUGCGGUCAGGUGAGCUCUGCCUUGAGCCCCUGCAUCUCCUAUGCCCGCGGCAACGGCGCCAAACCGCCUGCGGCCUGCUGCAGCGGCGUCAAGAGACUGGCCGGCGCUGCCCAGAGCACCGCUGACAAACAAGCGGCGUGCAAGUGCAUCAAGAGCGCUGCUGGUGGGCUAAACGCUGGCAAGGCCGCCGGCAUCCCCUCCAUGUGCGGCGUCAGCGUCCCCUACGCCAUCAGCGCUUCCGUCGACUGCUCUAAGAUUCGCUGAUCAACCACUUGCUGCCUAUAGCCCCAGCAAUCGACGCUGAGUACGUUGAGGUCACACAUACAUACAUAUAUAUGAAUAAAUGCUCUCAUAUUAUCUUCAUGUGGGAUAUAUAUAGAGAGAGACAGAGAGAGAGAGGACGGAGUAUCUAUGUUGAGCCAGUUCUGCAUGGCCGGCCAUACUGUUCUAUCCAUGUUUGGUUGUUCCUUCACUCCCUUUGAGGGGACCCAAGAGUUUAUUGUAUUUUGUACCAUGUGCACUGUUGAUAUAUGAAUCAUACACUCAGCUAUGCCUGCGUGCGUCGUUAUUCAA